AUGUAUGUGAAAUGGUUUGAUACAGUAAUGUUUUACUAUGAGAUUUUAGUGAAUGUCACUUUUUGUCAUUUUCAAAUUUCCCGCCGUUCUGUCCCCCGUACGUCCCGACGCUCGCAGGGGACGGAACCCAGAAGACAGAUGCCGGCAUCCGCCCCGGAUUACAUUGCUGGGAAUACUGCAGGAGGUACAUCGCGGGGAGCGCAGGACAAGGUAAGUGAUCGAGGGAUCGCAGAGCAGCGCCGCAUGGUAUUUCCGAGUGUAGCUCAGGGUUACCGCUUGUGCUACACUCGGGAAUACCACCAGGGAGGUUAAUAGCUAA
Molecule: messenger RNA, 319 nt
Organism: Staurois parvus
Lineage: Eukaryota; Metazoa; Chordata; Amphibia; Anura; Ranidae
Source: the annotation of a GenBank genome assembly